AUGGACAACGCUGACUUGGAAAAGCUCUCCAUUUCUCCGGGAAAACUAACGCCGAAAUUCCAUCAUAACACGACUGAAUAUGCAGUUACUCUUGGAAGUGAUGUUGGUCAGAUCAAAGUCGAUCCACUUACAAGUGAUUCCGGCGCAUCGUACUCCAUUUCGGUGAGGAUUAUUGUUCGCGCCAAAGAAUUAUUGUUCGUGCAUGAAAGCUCGAUAUUAAUAGGCAUCUUGCAAUCUAUUUUUGUGUUUACAGGGAAGUGGUGGUGGAAAGACGGUACCUCUCAAAGAAGGAGAAGUUACUCCCGUUAAAAUAGAAGUAACUGCAGAAGAUGGAAGCACAAUCAAAAAUUAUUUCAUUCACGUUACGCGGUUGUCUGCAAGUGAUGCGUCUCUCUCCGAACUCAAACUUUCCGUUGGCCUUCUUUCUCCAAAUUUUGCUUCCAACAUCACAAAUUAUUCUGCUUUUGUUCCGUUUUCUUGCUCUUCUGUUGAGGUAACUCCCGCCGUAGCUGAUAAGAAAACUGCAGUUAAAGUUAAUGGAACAGAAUCGAAAAAACCAACAGCUUUGAAAUAUGGCGACACAGUUGUUGAAGUUGAGGUAACCUCACCGGACGUCAGCAAUAAGAAAACGUACGUGGUGGUGAUCUCAAGAUUGAGGCUCCCAAGACCGAUUACAUUUUCAGACGAGAGGCAAAAACUGAGGUUUCAGUGUCCCGUUUGUCUGGGAAUUCUUUAUCGUCCAAAGUCCAUUAAAGGUAGUGACCCCAAGCAUGUCUUCUGUAAGCGCUGCAUCGAUGAAUUGACUCGAACCUCAAAGGUAGACCCGUUAGACGGCUCUCCUUUGGCUGAUGUAUGGCGUAUGGAUGAAUUUGAGCUAGACAAGGAGUUAUCUUCCCAACAGGUGUUCUGUGUUUACAAGCACUGGGGUUGUAAUGCGGAAGUCGAGCUUUGUGAUCUGGGGUCUCACCUGCAGAAGUGUGAUUUUAGACCUGUCGAAGUGGAGAAAUCUGGCGAGCUCGUCCCAGCUAAGGAUUUAGAGGAAAAGUCAAAGGUAAGAUUGUUUAAGAACUGGAUGUUUACCAAAGCAGGAGAGAGCUGUAAACAUAAGUUUUUGUUGUUCUUGUGGUUGAUUCGUACCAAAUUAUCCAUCUUUUGUUAGUGUUUAGUGCAAUUACCAAUUCCUGUAAUCACUGUUGGACUAAGAUCUGUUAUUUGACCUGUUAUUAUCAGCGGUAACUAAGAUGGCACAUGAAUCGUGAAAUUAAAUAAAUAAUCACUGUCUUCAUGAAAAUACAAACAAAAAAACUCAAAAAACAAAAACAGCCUCCAUCUGGUUACUUAAGAAUUCCAAACAACACCAUGGCAGUUGACACAUACAGUGUACUGUCCAAUAACUUCAACAACUGAUCUGCUCUCUUGUACCACUCUGUCUAAUUGCUGUACAACCAUGUUUCAUCUGUCUUAUUGGGGCCAGUUUUCAUUAGUGAUGAAGGAUGAAGGCAGAAUAAGAGGAUUGUCUAUCUCAUGAAAAUGAAAACUAAUUUUUUUUAAGCAGGGUUACAUCAUAAGCUCAAUGGAACUGUAGACAGAAAAGUCAGAACAUUUGAAUUUUGUUCACGACUCAAUCCAACACUUAUGAUUUAGUAACAGUUAAGUACUCACAUCAUUGUUGCAAUAGUGAAUCUUAAAUUCAAGGUAAAUAGACUGGGAUAAAGAACAAGGUCUGAACAAGAGAAAAAGAAAGAGAGAAGAUGAGAGAAAAUUGUGAAAUUGAAAUAUUUCAAAGAACACUGAUAUGCCUCCACAUUUCUUGCACAUGUAGGAGGCUUCUAAAGGUUGCCCUGACUGUAACCGACCAGUGCGUAGUUCCGAGCUGGAGGAACACAAGACUUACAUGUGUACUAGUAAACAUACCAACACAGGUGUGAAGCACAAGUCUGAAAUUAGAACAUGGGAGAAGAAGCUUCAGAUGGAAACAAGUGAAAAAUCUGCAGAUAAGUUGGUUAAAACUGCUGAAGAACAAAUUAAAGAAUGCUUCAAGGUUUUACCAAGGCAUGGUGAGUACAUCUUAUUGAAGCAAGUUGCCUCUUCUGCCAAAAUUGGUGCAAUGCUUAAAUUCUAAUAAUUAGACAAAGUGCACAUACAUUAAUGAUGAACAUUUGCAGUGUAACCUUUUCAAACUUACUGAAUUGCAAUCCCAAUGAUUCUGUCAAAAUCAAGCCCUAUGUUUGCAGCAAUCAAGUGUACUAUUAAUAUUUGUCAAAUACUGUGCAUGUAAUCAAACUUCACUGGAAACUCUUCAGGCUCUACAAGCUACUUCAAUGGUAUAAAACCCUGAAACUUGAGGAAAAUCCUGCCAAUAUUUUUUGACUGGGUUACUUUUGAAUGAUAGUAGAUUUUAAAGUAAUUUAAUCCAAUGACAAUAAAAAAAAUUAUCGCAGCUUGGCUCUUCAAUAGUGUGCUGUUAUUGCUAAUUAAAAAGGUUCAUUGGAUUCUUAAAAAGUGAUCAAUGAAGAUAGAAUCAGUAUGUUGGUAUAAGCAUUCAAUUUUUCGGUGAGGAACUUGUGUCAAUAAACAAUUUUUUUAUCAACUGAAUCAUUCCUUAACCCUUUAACUCCCAAGAUCUGAUUGUCAAUUCUCCCCUCUAGCUGCAACACAUUUCCUUGUAAAUAAGUAACAAGAAUUUUGUGUUAGAUCAAGAUAAAAACUUCUACCUGAUAAGUUUGAGUAUUCUCAUGACCUGUUUGCUAGAUAAUGUCUAGAUAUUACAGGGAGAAGUUACAUGUUAAUCACUCUUGGGAGUUAAAGGAUUAAGUAUGAUCUUAAUUUCUGAGCUAAGCAUUUGUGUAUGUUUUCAACGUACCUUUUCCUUGUUACAGUCAUAGAGAAUACCAAACCUCUGAAAACAGCUGUCUCUACACAGUUGUUGAGCUUUUUUGUUUCAGUGCAACACAUAUCAUUACUUUGGAUUCUUACAAUGACUUAAACAUCCCUUUAACUGGUGACAGUUACUUAUGCUCUAGAGUGGUUAGUGUUAAAAGGUAUAACUUUAAAUCAUUGGAUUUGUGGUACAAUUUUAAGGAAAUGCAGGUCAUUAUGAUGGAGAAAUUUCUCCAUUGAGGUAUCUUGAGAAGGCAGCAGAGUGGUUUGCAACAGCCAUCAAGUUAUCACCUAAAAAGGCAGAUCUUCAUUUUCAAUUGGGGCAGGUAUUAGAGGAAGAACAUUAUGUACAGGAUGUUUAUGGCAUCAAACCUCAAGUAAGUUAAUGCCUUUGUUACAACUUAAUGUGGUUCAUUCUGUCAGACCAUAUUCUUGUCUUCAAUUUAUGACAACACAAGGACUUGGCAGGUUCCCUUGCAGUUCUAGCAGUUCAUUAGUAUUGUCUUUGGAAGCUACUGUACAAUAUUACUUUCAAUUUAAGCAUGAUGAAAAUUUUUCUUUCUGUUGAGUUAAACUUACUGAGAUGCUUUUAUUUAUCAUAUCAUUACAAGUAAGCCACAAGUCAAUCUCUCCUUUUACAAAGUUAACAUUUUUGAUCCAAAGGACAUUCAUGAUUAUGAAAUUAAAGUUUUUCCCUUUCCAAGUGUCUAUAAGAUAUCAGAUAAUUCUUUACUACUCCCCAAGUUCUUUGGCCAAAUUUUAAUUGCCCUAGCUGUCUAAUGAAACCACUGUUCUUCAAGUCACUAUAUUAAGAACCCUAAUUAUCAAUUACCUUUAACUUUUUAACUCUCAUGAGUGACAAACACAGAAUUUCUCCUUACAAUAUCAAUACAAUAUCAAGCAGGCAGGUGAUGAGAAUAGAGGAAAAUAUCAGUUUGGGAAUAAUUAGUUGAUCUGAUACUAAAUUCUCUGAACUAACAUCAUAAAAAACUGUAUGGUUGACAGAAAGGAGAAGUACAAAUUUGAUCUGGGAGUUAAAGUGUUAAAAAACUAUGACUACUUUUAGAGCUGAUAGUAAGUACAGUUUAUUAUAACUACAUGAUCAGUAUCAAAUUACCAAUGAGUUGCUUCUCUUGUUCAAGAAAUCUUCUGAUGAUGAUGAUGAGAUGGAUUUCAACAUGAAAUCCAAGGAGAGCUCAAAGGAGGAUGAUAUUCAAGCCAUCUGUGAGAUGCGUGGAGCAGGACAGAAUGCUCCCCUUGCCCUCCAGUUGAAGGCCAUUGAUGAAGAGUAUCACUACCUGCUGGAUCAAGGACAGUCUGACAGGGCAGACUAUGUUCAGAAGUUGUACGCAUGGAAAUCAAAACAGGCUACACAGGUGAGGGAAUCUUGAACUAGAGAUGUAGGUCAGACCUCUGUUAAUAGUGGACUAAUGCCUUGUCCAUCUUAUGUAUUACCCACAGCAGUUUGUCAAGGAACAAUAACAUUUUCACUCCUGAAGCAUCUAUAAUGAUGCAAAGUAGAUAUUUUGUGUAAUGUAUUUUCAUGAGUACUUUUCCUUUUUCCAAAUAGUCCUACCUUUCUAAAAGUUGGUGAAUUAAAUUUUUGCUACUUCAAUUGAAAAAUACUAACUACACCAUUCCUGUCUGAUUGCCAAAUGUGAAUAGGAGAUGAAUGUGCAUAGUUGUGGAUUCCUACUUUGGUUCAGUGCUACCCAUUCUCCAAACUUUACAUUGUUUGUUUUUGUAAUGCAAUCAGUACCACCCCCAACAAGUUGCAGAGAAAAGGUAUUUGUCGAUUAUUCAAGUGUGAACAUUGGUAAAUUUAUGUGGGAUCCUGUCUACAGAACAAAACAGCUCAGCUGGCAAGCAAUGAAGAGGAAUCCCUUGGCAAAGCCUACCUAAAAUACUUAGAUGCCCUGGUAAAUGGAGCUGAUAAUCACUUGUACAACUUGCAUGUUGGCAGAAUGCUUCUGCUUCAAAGCAAACCAGAAGAAGCUGUGUCUCGUCUUCAAGUGGCUGUGGGAUUAAAGCCCACCAAUCUUGAGGCAAGGUCAGUGUGAAAAACAGAAGGAUGUAGGACGCAUGUCAUAUAUGAACUUCAUAACAGGCCUCGCUCACCAUAGAGUCUCUGUGGCUCAGUGGUAGAGCAUUGGAGUGCAGAAUCCGGAGGUCUGAGGCUGAGUUCCUUAUGGGGACUCAGAAAAAAUGUCUUUGUCUAUUUCCUGACUGAGCUUAAAACUUGCCAUCUGUCUUAUUCCAUUGACAAAGGUCAAUGUAGUGUGUGAUAUGUUUUGUGAUUUUUGUGUGUUGUCCUUGGCAGAUUUUACCUUGGCUUGGCUUUGAGCCAACAAAAAGAUGGUCCUGGCAAAAGGAAAGAUGAAGCUGUUAAAUAUCUGUCAGAAGGGAUUGAACAUAUGCUCAACCAAAUGACCCUUGAUGCAAAUGACCCAGGCAAGGAAAAUGAAAGAUGGCAACAAAUAAACCUGUCGUCCAACAACUUGGCGAGACCUGAUAACAUACAGUGGCUGCAGGGAUGUGGUCUCCUUAGCAAUGUGUGCAAGCAAAUGACAAAACCACCAUCAGGUGUUAUGUCCAGAGUGAACGUCCUUCAUGCUGCUGCCAUGCUUGCAUCUUACGUUUUGUCACACCUUGUAGCCAGAGGUGACACCUAUCAUCAAGCUGAGUGGGUGUUAUACGAGACUCAUUUUGCUCUCCUUCAGAUGAAGCUGGAUGAUGCCAAGGCCGUAGGGAAUCAAAAGAGUGGCGAGAUUUCUUCUUUUUGCGAGAAUUUGUCUGCUUUACUAAACUGCUCGGUCAUUCCACCUGGAAAGCAAGUUCUUGAACUGAAAGAAAAGGUGAGAAUAGUAGAGUCCUCUCGUGACUCUCUGUUUAAUCAAACGUGUCCAAUUGUUGCUUUGAUUAAAUGAAUGCUUCUGCAAAUUUAUUUUCAAUGGGUAGCCGUUGUUGUUUGAUUUCCAUCUCUAGUAUUUGUCCAGUUGAUGCUCUGAUUAAAAUAAUUUUUCUAAAUAUUAAUUUACCAUGGGCAGCUCUCUCUUUUUGAUUUCCAUCUCCAGUUUCUUAAGGCUUCAUAAUUUUCAUGUACUGAAAAUAUUAAUAUGACUUGUUCAUUUUCAGACCUGCCAGCAAGCUGUGCUACUUCAGUCAUGUAACAGCCGUGCUCUAUAUCGCUUGGGUGAUGCCCAGCUGAGCCUCUACGACAAUGAUGACCCUACCUCUGCUAAUGCUAAGCAAACUCUCAAGGAUGCUGAGCUGAGCUAUCGAGCGAGCAUUGAGCUAGAGGGCUCCUCUUCCAUAGGUGGAGAGGCGCCGGUAAAGAUCACUGAACAACGGUGGUUUAAAGAACAGGAAGCGAAGAAAGAGGCAGAAAAGAAAACAGCUGCAGCAGGAGGAACUCCUCAGAAGACAGCUUCAUCGCAAGCUGGUAAGGCUGCAUCCCCUGCUGGGCGAGGUGGCAACCAAGCGGGAAGAGGUUCAUCCACACCAAGUGAGUGACUUAAGUUUUUCAUUACAGUAGCGUUUGUAAGACUUGCGUUUCCCUUAAAUUUAAGAAGUUGUGGAAGCCACCCUGAGUUGCCCCUGCCCCAAGAGCUGUUCAUGUCAUUUCCACUGGCAAAUUAAGCAAAUUAAGCUUCCUAUCGAGGAGAUCAAUACUAGGCGAUUUUGAAUGGCUGAUGAAGUAACGCUUGGAGGAAUAGCAUGAGGAUACCUUGAAAAUACAAGAAAAUACCUUUUAGAGGAUGAAAAUUACUGGGCAUGUAAACCUAUAUGAGACGCAGUGAUUCUCAACAGAUCCUGCCAUACGACUUUUUCAAAAGCCCUAAAGAUUUUCCCUUGCUCUUAGACACACACAUCAAGACAUGUGCCCCUCUUAUUAAAAGCUGCGUACUACACAGGAAGGUUCCGCAGAUUUCGACCAUAAAUUAAACUUGCCGAAGUAAAAUGCUUUCAGUUUUUUUUUUCUUACGUUUUACACUUUAUUUACCAGCACGUGGUAAACCUGCCGUGGGAGGACGAGGUAGCUCACCGUCCACUCGAGGUGGAACUGCUGCAGCAAAAGCACCAGCUGGUGGAACCCGCGGUAAGACAUCUCCGACUAAACCUGCUAGUACCGCAGUGAGGGGUGCUACCACAGGAGGGAGGGGUGCUGCCACAGGAGGGAGGGGUGCUGCCACAGGAGGGAGGGGUGCUGCCAGAGGAGGGAGCACUCUAACUACCAACAAACCAUCAGGUAUUUUACAUUACAUUACGUCUCAAAACCAAAGACUUCUCGAGCCCUUGCACCGUCGUUCCGAAUUUAAAGACUGUAUUUGAGACUGGUUUCGAGCUUUCUAUCCAGGAUUGAGCAUUGAAUUAUUUACCAGAUUUUAGUGGUUUUCAGUUACUGCUCUUCAGCCGUACGAACAUUCAACGUGUUACAAAUAAUCUUGGAAUUUUCAGCUUCUCAACGUUUUCCGGAUUUUUAGCCAUCACUUAUUGUACAGCUGUACCCACGUUUAACUUAUUUUUACAUAUGUUGCAUCACUCUCGUAUUUUUUAAUACUUUGAUUCAUUAAGCUGUCCACGUCUUUACUUCCAGCUCAUAAAUCAGGGACAUGCUCACCAACCAAGCCACUAGCCUUGUCCAAACAGUCAUCACAAACAAAGCCAGUCGCACAGAGCCCAACAACACCAUCCACGCCGGUCAAACCUGCCACGACCAACCCCACGACUGAACAGAAGCCCAGCGGACCACCCAACAAACCUUGCUACAACGCUCGUUUGGGAUUGGCCCGCGUGCUUAUGCGUAAGGGAAGUGACAGCAUCAGUGAAGCUCACAAGUUUUAUGAAGAAGUAAUCUCAAUGGCACCAUCAGUUCACGAUGCUUACAUUGAAUUAGCGGACUCUCUGAUCAAGUCUGACCCUAUGAAGGCUGUUGAUACUUACAGCAAGUACCCGUUUAAGGAGCCGCUGACGUUUGAUGAUGCAUACAUCUACGGUGAGAUGGUUCGUUUGUUGAUGAAGAAUCAGAAAUACGACGAUCCCAGACUGGGUCCAAGUAUGAUCUCGCUUGGUAAAGUAAUGGGUCUGACUGUCUUGGAGAAGUACGUUGAAACACUCGACAAGACUUUCAAGUAUAGUAAACUGCUUAAGCAGGUGUAUGCUGGAGUUCAUAGUAAAAGCGUCGAUGAUCCGGAUUUGCAGCAGUUUUUCAAGUUUAAAUGUUGGGUUUGAGAAUGCGAUUGCCAAAUAAGAAUACCUCUAGGCCCUCUAUGUCAUAACAUUGCUCCGGUAGAGAAUCGUAUUUUGACAGUUUUACAGUUGUAUUUCGAGAGUUGAGCAUAGGUACAUAGUAAACGUAUGUGAGGCUGGCCAUCCGCUUUAAAGACUUAUACUCCUCAAUCGUGAAACUAGAGCACAUUGACUCGUGCGUUGGGUUAAAUGUAUUUUCCUUCGAUGUACAUGGCACUGAACAGUGGUUGCAGUCAAGAGAUGUCAGUAGCACUUUCUCGAUUGCAAGUGUUUGGUGUGUGUAAGUGGGCCGCUGGUCAAUUUUUUUGUCGUUCUAGUUAUCUCGCAAUAGUCUUAAAAGAAACUGAACUUGUUUUUGAUCGAUAUUUAUUUUCUUGUAUUUAUUCACUGACAGUGUCUCAAAGGCACUGACAAAUGCCCUUACUUAAGCAUUGAUAUGUUACUCGUUUUGAUACAGCAUUGCCAUUUUAAGAAAAAAGUGCUAACUUAUUUUUUAUGUUUAUAAAUACUGAAAUAAAUGUUAUGGUGCUUUUAACCUAUCGUACUCACUCAUGCGCUUUCAGUACCGUCAGACGUUUGAAAAACCAAUAUACCAGUGUACUCGUGCAGUAUAAUUUUUUUAUAAUUUUGCUACUGUAUUCAGUAUAAAGACAGAAGGAAAAUAAUUACCAAGAGAAUUUAGCCUCACCUUAGAAGCUGGC
Molecule: messenger RNA, 8831 nt
Organism: Pocillopora meandrina
Lineage: Eukaryota; Metazoa; Cnidaria; Anthozoa; Scleractinia; Pocilloporidae
Source: the annotation of a GenBank genome assembly